This is a messenger RNA of Nakaseomyces glabratus, 1125 nucleotides long. RefSeq names its product tRNA 1-methyladenosine methyltransferase subunit GCD14 (gene GCD14). Gene Ontology annotation, cellular component: nucleus; tRNA (m1A) methyltransferase complex. The record is from RefSeq and is a predicted model, not a curated record. Lineage: Eukaryota; Fungi; Ascomycota; Saccharomycetes; Saccharomycetales; Saccharomycetaceae. Gene Ontology annotation, molecular function: tRNA (adenine(58)-N1)-methyltransferase activity. Gene Ontology annotation, biological process: tRNA methylation.
AUGGUUGAAGUUUUUGACAAGUAUAAGGACUUGAUUCAAGAAGGUGAUUUAGCUUUGAUAUGGAUCUCUAGGGAUAAUAUCAAACCUGUCACCAUUAAUGCCAAUGAGACAUUCAAUACCAGAUAUGGUUCUUUUCCUCACAAGGACAUGAUAGGUAAGCCAUAUGGUUCACAAAUAGCCAUUAGAACAAAAGUUGCUAAGAAGUUUGCCUUUGUCCAUGUGAUGCAACCUUCUCCAGAGCUUUGGACUUUGUCUCUACCUCAUAGAACGCAGAUUGUAUACACUCCGGACUCAUCAUAUAUUAUGCAAAGGUUGAAUUGUUCGCCAAACUCUAGGGUUAUUGAGGCGGGAACAGGUUCCGGUUCUUUCUCACAUGCAUUUGCAAGAAGCGUGGGUCAACUGUACUCCUACGAAUUUCAUCCUGUUAGAUACGAGCAAGCUACAGAAGAAUUUAAAGAGCAUGGAUUGCUAGACAAGAACACUAUUAUUACCCAUAGAGAUGUGUGUAAAGACGGUUUCACCAUUAAAAAAACGGAUGAAACAUCUUAUCAAUUUAAAGCAGAUGAGGAACAGUUACAAAUUAAGGCAGAUGUGAUCUUCUUAGAUUUACCUGCUCCUUGGGAAGCUAUACCGCAUAUUGACUCUGUCAUUGAUAAUGAUGAAAAGGUCGGGCUAUGUUGCUUCUCGCCAUGUAUAGAACAAGUUGAUAAAACUCUAGAAGUCUUGGAGAAGCAUGGGUGGUUUAAUGUAGAAAUGGUCGAAAUACAAGGCCGUCAAUAUGAGAGCCGUAGACAGAUGGUUAGAAGUCUUGAUGAUGCUCUUGAAAGACUGUCAGAUAUAAAAAAGAGAAAACUGGCAAUGGUAGAGAGACGUCAAAAAGCUGAGGAAGAGCUGGAAAAGAAAAUUGAAGCUAAUGAGAAGAACUUGCCUGAGCUACCACCUAAGUCAAUUGAGAAAUCGAAAUUCAAUCCAUUUGGUAAGGGUUAUAGAGUGAAAGAAGGUGAUGCCAACUUCCAAUGGAAAGAAGUCACGAAAGUAGAAUCCGAAAUAAAGUCCCACACCUCUUACUUAACAUUUGCAUACAAAAUCAAGAGAAAUGAGGAUGAAAACUUGGACAAGAAUUAA